Molecule: messenger RNA, 258 nt
Organism: Gongylonema pulchrum
Lineage: Eukaryota; Metazoa; Nematoda; Chromadorea; Rhabditida; Gongylonematidae
Source: the annotation of a GenBank genome assembly
AUGGAUCACUACAGUUCUGAGGAUAUACUGUGUAAAGCCGUGGAAGCAAUUUACGUGAAAUCGUCACUGGUCCGCAUUAUGAACAUAUUUGAGCUAGUGAUCGCUCUCAUUGGUGCAGCAAUCGCUAUUUUCUCAGCGGCUACAAUUUUUCGCAUCAGAUCGCUUCAUUUCAAUGCGCGAAUGUUGCUGGUUGUGUACUGCAUCGGUUUUGCAAUCACUAAUUGCGGUACAUUGAUAAAAUCAUAUCAAUUUAUGUAG